This is a messenger RNA of Guillardia theta CCMP2712, 489 nucleotides long. RefSeq lists its product as hypothetical. The record is from RefSeq and is a predicted model, not a curated record. The coding region runs from base 1 to 489 and encodes 162 amino acids. Gene Ontology annotation, molecular function: RNA binding. The transcript is spliced from 3 exons. Lineage: Eukaryota; Cryptophyceae; Pyrenomonadales; Geminigeraceae.
AUGGCCUCCAUGCUCCGCAAGCAGACCCUCUGCCUCCUCUUCUCCUCUACCCUGGCCUUCUCGCCUUCUCCCUCCUUCUUGUGGAAGGCCCCAGCUCUCCAGCGAGCGAGCCUUUCUCUCAGAAGCCCGAGAUUGUUCUCGACGACAAGCAUGCAAAUGGACAAGAUCAAUGACAAGAAGCUCUUCGUGUCCGGCAUCCCCUUCGCUCUCAGCAGCGAAGAUCUUCGGGAGACGUUUGAAAAGUUUGGGCCCGUGGAGGACUCGUACGUAGUCAAGGAUCGUGAGACUGGCCGGUCAAGAGGCUUUGCGUUCAUCACCUUCUCCUCCAAGGAGGCUGCCUCGCAAGCCUGCAGCGCGUUGAAUGAAUCAGAUCUUGGAGGAAGGACCGUUAAGGUUUCCUUUGCCAAGGACAGGGAUGAUCAGCCUAGGGGAAAGCAGGACCGUCCUCGCAGAACCUUCAAGCCUCGUGGCUCCAACAACGACGAGUGA